This is a messenger RNA of Lactuca saligna, 507 nucleotides long. The record is from the annotation of a GenBank genome assembly. Lineage: Eukaryota; Viridiplantae; Streptophyta; Magnoliopsida; Asterales; Asteraceae.
AUGGAAUAUGAACAUGGAUGUGAUGAAGAGGUCCAUACUUUUGAUAAAACUUUUAGAGACCCAUUCUUGGACAAACUUUCGGGACAUAUAAGUGAUGAUGAUGAAGAGGAAGAAAAUAAUGGAAAAGAUAUAAAUGCAAGGAAGUAUGCAUUUCAGGAGAUAGAGGGUUCUUUAACAAAACAUUAUGCGAAAACAUGGAGCUAUGGAGAAGAGAUAAAAAGGACUAACCCUAGAUCUUCAAAGAUAAGUUUUGGAAAGUUAUACCAUCUAGUUAUCAGCAGUAUGAAGUCAGAUUUGGAUAUUGCACGUGUUGUGGACCUUGGUAACGUGAAGGUUGCAUUCGAACAUGAAGUUGAUAUAGAAAGUGACAGUGAAGUUGAAAUGGAUCUUGAUAGUGAAGUGGAGUCUUUUGAUGAUGAAUUUGAAGAUGGUGUGAUUCAGGAACACGCUCGAGCUCAACCUGAAGAUGAUGUUGAAUUUGAAGAUCAAGCAGAUGAUGUUAUUUAG